Molecule: messenger RNA, 576 nt
Organism: Camellia sinensis
Lineage: Eukaryota; Viridiplantae; Streptophyta; Magnoliopsida; Ericales; Theaceae
Product: UPF0481 protein At3g47200-like
Source: RefSeq, a predicted model, not a curated record
AUGGUAUCCCAAAGCAAUGUUCCAAUAAAACAAGAGUUCCUAAAGUCUGCGACAGAGCUUCAUGAAGCUGGGAUCAAAUUCAAGAAGGUCGAGGAAGGGAGUUUGUUCAACAUAAAGUUUGUAAAUGGGACAAUUGAAAUUCCAACUUUAAAAGUUGACGACGAUACAGAGUCUUUUCUUAGAAAUUUACUUGCAUACGAGAAUUACCUUCCUGUUCAUGAUACUUCAAGGAAUUAUUUCACUGUGUAUAUGAAGUUCAUGGAUUUCCUCGUGAACUCCUCAAAAGAUGUCGAAAUACUGAGUCACAAAGGAAUUAUUCAUAACCUUUUAGGUGACAAUGCGGUGGUUUCCACUAUGUUGAGCAAGCUCGGCAACAAUGUCGUGAUACCUUUUUUGGGUUACCAUGAAGUUUAUUACAAUGUGAACAAGCAUUCCAGGAAGAGUUGGAACAUAUGGUUGGCGACCUUAAGACGGGAAUAUUUCAACACUCCAUGGACACUCAUCUCGUUUCUUGCUGCUCUUUUGUUGCUUGUACUCACUGUGGUACAACCUAUAUUUUCUAGUCCUUUUGUCUAA